Messenger RNA from Fundulus heteroclitus (mummichog), 485 nucleotides. RefSeq names its product NADH:ubiquinone oxidoreductase subunit A7 (gene ndufa7). Gene Ontology annotation, biological process: ATP synthesis coupled electron transport; mitochondrial electron transport, NADH to ubiquinone. The coding region runs from base 73 to 399 and encodes 108 amino acids. The record is from RefSeq and is a predicted model, not a curated record. The transcript has 4 exons. Gene Ontology annotation, cellular component: mitochondrial inner membrane. NCBI's taxonomy places the organism in Eukaryota, Metazoa, Chordata, Actinopteri, Cyprinodontiformes, Fundulidae.
GUGUCAGUGGCGUGCCGAGCCGCUCUGUAGCCACACAGAAGAAGCCCUGUGUCCUUCACAACAACAGCUAACAUGGCUACUGCUACUAAAAUCGUCCAGAGGCUUCGAAAUUUCCUGGCGGGGCGGGAUCUGCAGUCCAAGCUGCAGCUGCGUUAUGACGAGAUAGCAAAGAGGACGCAGCCACCACCUAAACUGCCCGUCGGCCCGAGCCACAAGUUCGCCAACAACUACUAUUACACCCGAGAUGGCCGCAGAGAGUCGGUCCCCGCCACGAUAGUGAUGUCUCAGCAGAAGGCUCUUACUGCUGGGAGCGAGGUGGCUAAGACAACAAAGGCUCCUGUGACACCGGGAACUCUUUAUGAACCGCCACCGCUGUCCACAGACCAGCCGUACCUCUGAGCAGCAGACCGAGCUGCCCGCUACUCCUGUUGGUUCUACCUUGUACAAAAGAAAGUGUGAAUAAAAUAUGCUUCAAUUGUUUCAAA